This is a messenger RNA of Syngnathus typhle (broad-nosed pipefish), 2460 nucleotides long. RefSeq names its product BTG3 associated nuclear protein (gene banp). The coding region runs from base 133 to 1653 and encodes 506 amino acids. The transcript is spliced from 13 exons. The record is from RefSeq and is a predicted model, not a curated record. Gene Ontology annotation, biological process: negative regulation of protein catabolic process; protein localization to nucleus. NCBI's taxonomy places the organism in Eukaryota, Metazoa, Chordata, Actinopteri, Syngnathiformes, Syngnathidae. Gene Ontology annotation, molecular function: DNA binding.
CACGCGUGUUUUGCACCACUGAGCAUGCGCACCGCGCCGCUGGCUCUUCUCUCGCGAGGAACGACGCCGUUAUCGGAACCUCGACAAACAACACGAGAAUUCAUCAUUCACACGAUUAAUCUCAUCUGAGCUAUGUCCGAAGAGGAGUUGGAAGAAAUUGUACAAAUAACAGUUGAGGACUUCAGCGCAGAGGGUCGAACAGCAAGCAUGCUGGACAAUCAAGGACAAACUGAAGCGAGUCCUCAAAAGAAAAAAAGAAAAUUCAGCAACAGCCAAGAGAACAGCAGCACCAACCAGGACAUAGGCUAUAUUAAGAACUUGAUGGUCUCGUUCACUGCAUCAGUCAGCCAGAGAUUGGAAGCCAUUGAAUCCAAGCUGCAGGCUCUGGACGCCACAUGUAAGGCUCUCGCACAAAAGCUGGAUAGCAUGGUGCCUUGUGCCAAGAAUUCUAUUCAAGUUCCAAUGGUUGCCGGGUCACCCCAGGGUGCCACGCAGACUUGGAACAAAGUGCGAUGUGUUGUUCCACAAACAAAUGUGAUCGUGAGCAGCGAUUCCAUGAAGCAAGAAGAUCCCUCGCUGGAAAACCUGCUCAGCAACACAGUGGCGAAGAGGCGCCAAAACACAAUUCUCGUGAAGGUGCCUGGCCCUGAGGAGAGUCAGGAAGAAGUGGAGAGCGGCUCUGAGGCUAGUGACUCCGUUUCCAAUGGCGGCCAUCCCAACAAUUCCCAAAAUGGACAAAAUGUCACACUCAUCACACUCAACUCAGAGGAGGACUACCCAGGGGGCACAUGGUUAGGUGAUGACAGUAACCCCGAGAUGCGUGUUCGCUGUCCAGUCUCACCAGCCGACAUGCUCCAUAUUUCGUCCAACUGCCGCACAGCAGAAAAAAUGGCUCUCACGCUCUUAGACUACCUUUUCCAUCGGGAGGUCCAGGCCAUGUCCAACCUCUCUGGACAGGGCAAACAUGGCAAAAAGCAGCUGGAUCCGCUCAUGAUUUAUGGCAUUCGCUGCCACUUGUUCCACAAAUUUGGCAUCUCUGAGUCCGACUGGUAUCGCAUCAAGCAAAGUAUUGACUCCAAGUGUCGCACUGCCUGGAGACGUAAGCAGCGUGGUCAGAGUUUGGCUGUCAAGAGCUUCUCUAAACGCACACCCCGCGGUUCAGGUUCAGAGGGAGGCCUCUCAGAAGAAACCACCCAGAUUGAAGCAGCCACCCAGCAGACCCUGCACUACACAUUGGCCAAUCAGCAGGUCCAGUUCCAUCACAUUGGAGAGGAUGGACAAGUUCAAGUGAUUCCACAGGGCCAAUUGCACAUUGCCCAGGUUCCUCAAGGAGAGGAGGUGCAGAUCACUCAAGACAGUGAGGGGAACCUCCAGAUCCACCAAGUGCAUGUUGGCCAAGAUGGUCAGGUACUCCGGGGAGCUCAGCUUAUAGCGGUGGCGUCAGCUGAAGGGGCUGCAGCAGCGGUCGAGGGCGCCGCUCUCCCUCCUGACAUCCAAGUGCAGUAUGUUCAACUUGCCCCCGUCACAGAUCACACAGAUGCAGUGCAGGGUGCCGAGCUUGCCCCCGCCCUGCAAGCAGACAUGGAGGUGAAGGAUACCAUCCAGGGAGAGAACGGCGAGGUGGUCCAAAUCGUCAGCUCUGUGGCUACCUGAGAGAGGCGUCUGCUUUUUGGACUCUCCAAACGUUAACCGCUUACACAGCGCUACGGUGCGGCGGAGGUCUGCGUAAGCAGACAAACUGACAUUGAAGUCAGAAACCCGUUUUAACCAAUCCCAUACGUCAAUCCAAAACAGCGUGAGCAAGCCAUUUUUUUGUUGACGCUGUCCCUUGCCAAGCAGAUGUUCAUCGUGCACUUGACUGUGAGUCUUCAAAAUCAGCUGCUGUCUUCAGCUGGUGCGUUCUUCUGAAGGAGGAAUCAUCCCACCCUGGAAUCCACACCGGGAUUAUUAUCUAUCCUGGGCGGUUGCUGUUGAAGCACAUCGGCACAUACUCGUACGUUUUUGCAAUGAAGAAAAAUAGCAACGUUGGAGAGUUGAGUGGCUGGGUCCCACAUUAUUAUGUUUAUCCCCCCCCCCCCCCCCUAUGUUAAUGUUCUCAUCAAAAUUAUGGACAUUAUGGUGGCACUUGAAUUUUGCUGAGAACCGCUACUCUCGGGAUAAGUUUGUUUUAUCAGUCUUCAUAAUUGAAUCCAUAUUUUGUCUCUUGGCUGGGAGCCUCCUCCCUUCACUUGCCUCUUCAUGUUCCCACAUUGUUCUGGUUUGUUGUUUGAGUUAUCUAUUUGUUGCUUGCUGGGAGAAAUGCUUUUGUUUUGAAAGAGGUAGACCGUGAAAUACAGGCUCUGGUGCCGGUAUAAGUGGCUUGUAGAGCACCAAGAAAAGCCUGAAGGUGUUAAUAUGUCCAGCUUUGUCUUGGGAAACAUACAUUCAUGUGAAUAAACCAUGUUUGUGGUUGUUGUAAAA